GCCGAGAUUGAGCAAGCGACAGACACGUCACCCGCCGACGCCGCAGCCCCUUGGGGCCCGCUGGGAUCCUCUCCCUGUGUGUAGAAUGAGCCAAGGAGACUCGAACCCAGCAGCUAUCCCACAUGCAGCAGAAGACAUUCAAGGUGAUGACAGAUGGAUGUCUCAGCACAAUAGAUUCGUCUUGGACUGUAAAGACAAAGAGCCUGAUAUACUGUUUGUGGGAGACUCCAUGAUACAGUUAAUGCAGCAAUAUGAGAUAUGGCGAGAACUUUUCUCCUCACUUCAUGCACUUAAUUUUGGAAUUGGAGGGGAUACAACAAGACAUGUUCUGUAGAGACGAAAGAAUGGAGGACUGGAGAACAUUAAACCUAAGGUCAUUGUUGUUUGGGUAGGAACAACCAACCAUGAAAAUACUGCAGAAGAAGUAGCAGGUGGAAUUGAGGCCAUUGUACAGCUCAUCAACACCAGGCAGCCACAGGCCAAAAUCAUUGUAUUGGGUUUAUUACCUCGAGGUGAGAAGCCCAACCCUUUGAGGCAAAAGAAUGCCAAGGUGAACCAACUUCUCAAGGUUUCACUGCCGAAGCUUGCUAAUGUGCAGCUCCUGGAUACAGAGGGGGGCUUCGUUCACUCGGACGGUGCCAUUUCCUGUCAUGACAUGUUUGAUUUUCUGCAUCUCACAGGAGGGGGCUAUGCAAAGAUCUGCAAGCCCGUCCAUGAACUAAUCAUGCAGUUGCUGGAGGAAACACCUGAGGAGAAACAAACUACCAUUGCCUGACCAGCUCCCAUCAGUGUUCACAACCUCCCAGCUUCCUCAGAUCAGUUAUGUCACUGGCACUACAGAAUCCUCUUUCUUAAGGCACUUUGCAUUGUAGAAUGUUCCCGGAUGCCCACAUCUAGUGUUUGAAGGGAAAGAGGGUUUUAAAUUGGUCCUGUAUAUAGAAGGUUUGUUUGACACAAGAAAAUUAGCCAAGGAAGAUUGUUUAAAUUUUCAUUUCAAAUCACAAGGGGACUUUUUAGUUGUAU
This is a messenger RNA of Dipodomys spectabilis (banner-tailed kangaroo rat), 1023 nucleotides long. RefSeq names its product platelet-activating factor acetylhydrolase IB subunit alpha2-like. The record is from RefSeq and is a predicted model, not a curated record. NCBI's taxonomy places the organism in Eukaryota, Metazoa, Chordata, Mammalia, Rodentia, Heteromyidae. The transcript has a single exon.